Molecule: messenger RNA, 609 nt
Organism: Capra hircus (goat)
Lineage: Eukaryota; Metazoa; Chordata; Mammalia; Artiodactyla; Bovidae
Product: keratin, type II cuticular Hb1-like
Exons: 5
Coding region: 1-609 (202 amino acids)
Biological process (GO): intermediate filament organization; keratinization
Cellular component (GO): keratin filament
Molecular function (GO): structural constituent of skin epidermis
Source: RefSeq, a predicted model, not a curated record
AUGUACAGACGGGAUGCAGGAAGGUGCGAGGAGAUAAAGGCAACAGUGCAGAAACACACGCAGAACCUGCGGCACAGCAAGGAGGAGCUAAACAGGCUGAACCAGGCCAUCCAGCGGCUGACAGUGGAGGUCUGUGAACCAGAGAGAGGCAAGGACCCAGCCUCUCUGCAGGAGGAAAGUGCCUCAGGAAGCGCCAAGGGCAAGCUGGUCUGGCUGGAAGCUGCCCUGCAGAAGGCCAAGCAGGACAUGGUGCGGCAGCUGCGUGAGUACCAGGAGCUCAUGAUCGUCAAGCUGGGCCUGGAGUUUGAGAUCGCCAUCUACAGGAAGCUGCUGGAGGGCGAGGAGAGCAGGCUUGGUCUGGGAUUUGGGGCAGGAAAUCCGCUCUCCGCUCAGCCCUCGGAAGCGCUCCCACCGGCCUGCCGGGCUCAGCCUCGGUCCCUGAGGCACUGCUGCCGCUCAGAGCGGGUCCCAGCGCCGUGGAGACGAGCGCCCCUGGCGGCGGCUGUGCGCUCUGCGGCUCCCCAGGCUGUGUCGAGGGUUUACGCUGCAGCGGCUCACGCGGAUGCUGAGUCCUUCCUGCGCUACUCCGGAGAAGUCAAGGAACCCUAG